Messenger RNA from Lasiodiplodia theobromae, 630 nucleotides. RefSeq names its product 50s ribosomal protein l17. Gene Ontology annotation, biological process: translation. Gene Ontology annotation, cellular component: mitochondrial large ribosomal subunit; ribosome. The coding region runs from base 1 to 630 and encodes 209 amino acids. NCBI's taxonomy places the organism in Eukaryota, Fungi, Ascomycota, Dothideomycetes, Botryosphaeriales, Botryosphaeriaceae. Gene Ontology annotation, molecular function: structural constituent of ribosome. The transcript has 2 exons. The record is from RefSeq and is a predicted model, not a curated record.
AUGGCUGGCGGCGCCGCGAAAUAUAGGCACCUGUCUCGUAAGAGCUCGCACAGGCAAGCCCUGCUGCGCAACCUGGUGACCUCGCUAUUCGAGCAUGAGAGCAUCCAGACGACAUGGCACAAGGCAAAGGAAGCACAGAGGAUUGCAGACAAGCUCAUCACCUUGGGCAAAAAGAACACGGAAAAUAGCAGGAGAAAAGCAACAGAAGUCUUCUACCGCCCCGUCGAGCUCAUCCCGAAGCUGUUCGGCCCCCUGCGCGAGCGCUACGCCGAUCGGCCCGGCGGCUACACGCGCGUGCUGCGCAUCGAGCCGCUCAAGGAAGACCAAGCCGCCUCGGCCAUCCUCGAGCUCGUCGACUCGCCCAAGGAUAUCCGCUUCGCCAUGAUGGCCAAGGUCCUGGCCCGCCAGCGCUCCGAGAACCUGCCCGAGACCCCCAUUACCCGCGCCAACCUGAAGAAGGUCAUGCAGUUCCGUGGCGACAAGGGCAAGGAUCAGAUGGAGAAGAUGGUCGAGAAGUUUGCGAGGUUGACGGCUGAAGGCAAGGAGGUGAAGGAAGUCCACCAGAAGAAGGUCUACCUUGACCCGUUGAACCCCACCAAGGGCAAGAAGGGAUCGCCGUACAAGUGGUAA